UAAUUUUAGUCUGUUUGUAAAAUCGAAUUGUAUUUCAAAAUAAGUGAUAUGUGUUAACAGAUAACAUGUGAUGUUUUUUUUGUUACUUCGUUAAAUAUGAAUUUUAAUUCAUCUUUAUUCUGUUUUUUUAAAUACGACAUUUUUUAUCCCAUCUAAUCAGUGUAAUUUAAAACAAAAUAUCCUUUACAAUCGGAAAUGCAAUAUUACCGAUUAUAUUCCAUGGAAUUCUGAUGUAACAAAAAACCAAGAAGUGAUGUAGUCAAAGUUUACGUUGCUAAAUUUGUCUUAAAAAAACCCGUUUUAAACUAUAAAACGUGCAAGCUUUUUUUCCAAAACAAAUCGAACACGAAAACAUGAGCAGGAUAGAUGAAAUGCGACCCGUUUUGGAAUCACAUAACAGUGUGAACGACGCCUGGUCAUGCCACAAUGUAAGCACAAAAGAACACCUUGUGGUAAAUGAUGGAUGGAAUCAUACAUUUCAUGGAAGAUACAACUCAAGACGUUCACUCCUUAGACGGAUUUUAAAACUGACAGGCUACAUCACACUGAACGUCGUAAUGACUAUAUUUGUGAUAUAUGGUUUAAACCGGAUCGGUUUCUUCGGAAUGAUGCCAGAUUUCUGUAAAAGCUCUGUCAACGAAACAAAUCAAACGGGAAACCUGCCGAUGUUUCAGGCUCUUACAGAAUCAUUUCAUGGCGGUGAUACAGCGAGAGUGGGUCGAUUUGUGCUUAACGCAACUGCAGUUUACGACGAGAAGAUCCGAUGGCUUGCCUCAUCUGUCUCGAGUUCCGCGGGCUUCCAUGCCAGCCAGAACGACUCGUGCGUUUCCGUACCUGACAACGGCCUCUACCACGUGAUCUCCCAGCUCACAUUCGCCUUCAAGAACGACACCUUGAGGACUGUCGGACACUCCGUCAUAUUUAAGCAGCGUAGCACGAUGGCCGAGUUCAUGAUCCAGAAAAAGCUCAUUUCCCUGCCUUACAGGGAUCCGACAAUGAACGUUAAGCAGAGGAUGUUCAUACCCAGUAAUUUGCUGGUGUUUGUGGAGGUUUAUGCUGGUGACUGGGUGUGUGCUCAGACGAGUGCUGUAGAUUUAGUGUACGCUUCAAACAUUGACAAUGUCCUCAAUAUUUACAAACUCUAACUUAAUUCCGAAUACUCUACGCCACCAGUCUAGCCGCAAACUGUUUUAGAAACCGAAUAUUGAAUUAACCGUAUUCUUGCGAUACUAAUUUUAUACAUAUAUCAAUAUAUAUAUGGUGACAAUCUCAGGUAUAUAUACACAAACACAUUAAUAUGUUGCUUUUGUUUUUUAAAUUUUAUUUUUAUACA
Molecule: messenger RNA, 1333 nt
Organism: Dreissena polymorpha
Lineage: Eukaryota; Metazoa; Mollusca; Bivalvia; Myida; Dreissenidae
Exons: 4
Coding region: 354-1145 (263 amino acids)
Biological process (GO): immune response
Cellular component (GO): membrane
Molecular function (GO): tumor necrosis factor receptor binding
Source: RefSeq, a predicted model, not a curated record